Cinclus cinclus is the source of this 2238-nucleotide messenger RNA. It is a transcript of the gene TMTC4, whose product is annotated as transmembrane O-mannosyltransferase targeting cadherins 4. Gene Ontology annotation, cellular component: endoplasmic reticulum. Gene Ontology annotation, biological process: protein O-linked glycosylation via mannose; endoplasmic reticulum unfolded protein response. Gene Ontology annotation, molecular function: mannosyltransferase activity; protein binding. Lineage: Eukaryota; Metazoa; Chordata; Aves; Passeriformes; Cinclidae. The transcript has 17 exons. Bases 16 to 2238 code for a protein of 740 amino acids. The record is from RefSeq and is a predicted model, not a curated record.
CAAGUUUUUCACAGAAUGGCACAAAUGGAACCUAAUCUGGACCAUGACGUAUCAUGGUUCCUCCUUCCAUCAUACUGGGCUAAAAUGGUUGUGGCAUUAAUUUCCUUCCUCUGUUUUGCUAACAGCUAUGAUGGAGAUUUUGUCUUUGAUGAUUCUGAAGCCAUCAUCAAUAAUAAGGACCUCAGGGCAGAAACCCCACUUGGUGACCUGUGGUAUCAUGACUUUUGGGGUAGCAAACUCAGCAGCAAUACCAGUCAUAAAUCAUAUCGACCGCUAACUGUCCUAACUUUCAGGAUGAAUUACCUUUUUGCUGGAGGCUUCUACCCAGUUGGUUUCCACGUCAUCAAUAUAAUACUGCAUUGUACAAUCUCAGUGUUGAUGGUUGAUGUGUUUUCCAUAUUAUUGGGUGGAUUGCAAUUCAGUAAUAAAGGAAGACGGCUAAACCUGGCUCCAAAGUCCUCUCUUCUUGCUGCUUUGCUCUUUGCUGUGCAUCCAGUGCACACCGAGUGUGUUGCUGGGAUUGUUGGCAGAGCAGACCUUCUGUGUGCCCUGUUCUUCUUGUUGUCAUUCCUUGGCUACUGUAAAGCAUUUAGAGAAAAUAAGGAAGGACAUACGUUUUCUGUAUUUUGGGUGCUGGUGAGUGUUGUCCUAGGUGCAAUAGCCAUGCUGUGCAAAGAACAAGGAAUUACAAUACUGGGUUUGAAUGCAGUAUUUGAUGCACUGGUGAUAAACAAGAUAAAUCUUUUGGAGCUGAUUCGAAAGUUACUGUAUAAGGACAAGUCAUUGGAGAAUGCUGGGCUGUUAAGGAAGGGGCUGCUUCUCAGGAUAACUCUUUUGAUGUGUGGAGGAGCUGGAAUACUUUAUAUCCGCUGGAGGAUUAUGGGCACAGGGCCACCAGCUUUCACUGAAGUAGACAACCCAGCUUCAUUUGCUGACAGUCUGUUUGUAAGAGCUAUAAACUAUAAUUACUACUAUUCACUGAAUGCAUGGUUGCUGUUGUGUCCCUGGUGGCUGUGUUUUGAUUGGUCAAUGGGCUGCAUACCCCUCAUUAAAUCCGUCAGCGACUGGAGGAUAAUUGCACUAGCAGCACUUUGGUUCUGCCUAAUUGGUCUGAUAUGCCAAGCUCUGUGCUCAGAAGACAGCCAUAAGAGAAGAAUCCUUACGCUGGGACUUGGAUUUCUUAUUAUCCCUUUUCUUCCUGCAAGUAAUCUCUUCUUCCGAGUAGGAUUUGUUGUUGCAGAGAGAGUCAUCUACCUCCCCAGUAUUGGAUAUUGUAUUCUCUUUACAUAUGGAUUUAGUCUCUUGAGUAAGCAAGCCAAGAAAAAGAAAAUUCUUGCUGUGGCAGUACUUGGAAUCUUGUUGAUAAAUGUUAUGCGCUGUGCACUCCGCAGCAGUCAGUGGAGAUCAGAAGAGCAACUUUUCAGGAGUGCGUUGUCUGUGUGCCCUCUGAAUGCAAAAGUGCACUACAAUGUUGGCAAAAACCUGGCUGACAAAGGAAAUCAAAGUGCUGCAAUCAAAUACUACAGAGAAGCUGUAAGGUUGAAUCCAAAAUAUGUGCAUGCCAUGAACAACCUUGGGAAUAUUCUGAAAGAAAGAAAUGAGCUCCAUGAAGCAGAGGAGUUGCUGUCCUUAGCUGUACAAAUACAACCUGAUUUUGCUGCUGCAUGGAUGAAUCUAGGAAUAGUGCAGAACAGCUUAAGAAGGUUUGAAGAGGCAGAGCAAAGCUACUGGACAGCAAUUAAACACAGAAAAAAAUAUCCAGAUUGUUACUACAAUUUAGGGCGCUUGUAUGCAGAUUUGAAUCGCCAUAUAGAUGCAUUGAAUGCAUGGAGGAAUGCUACAGUCCUGAAACCAGAGCACAGUCUGGCUUGGAAUAAUAUGAUAAUAUUGCUUGAUAACACAGGCAAUCUAGCCCAAGCAGAAGCAGUUGGAAGAGAAGCCCUGGAAUUAAUACCUAAUGAUCAUUCCCUAAUGUUUUCCUUGGCUAAUGUACUGGGGAAAUCACAAAAAUAUAAGGAAUCUGAAGCUUUGUUCCUCAAGGCAAUUAAAGCCAAUCCAAAUGCUGCCAGUUAUCACGGUAAUUUAGCUGUGCUUUAUCAUCGCUGGGGAAACCUUGACUUGGCGAAGAAGCACUAUGAAGUCUCUCUGAAGCUUGAUCCCAUGGCACCAGGAACCAAGGAAAACUACAACCUCUUAAGAAGAAAACUGGAGCAGUUGCAAAAGAAAGGCGGUGCCUGA